This is a messenger RNA of Cantharellus anzutake, 1334 nucleotides long. RefSeq lists its product as uncharacterized. The transcript has 4 exons. Bases 167 to 1063 code for a protein of 298 amino acids. The record is from RefSeq and is a predicted model, not a curated record. NCBI's taxonomy places the organism in Eukaryota, Fungi, Basidiomycota, Agaricomycetes, Cantharellales, Hydnaceae.
CCUCCUCGCUGAGGCUGAUCAUUCCCCCUUCCCCCACAUCAGAGAAUCCUCGGGCAAUUAUGUUAGCUAUCUACCCACUGAUAUCGAUCACCAUCCAUCUGCUCAUGCACUGGUUGCACACUCCCAAUUUAUAGAGCACGCAGGACAGGCCAAUGCUCUACACCCUAUGCUCCACGGAUCUCAUCACGACGUUGAGCCUGCGACACCCGGCCUCGCAAGUGUGAUGGGUUUGGAAUUACCAUCAUCCUAUCCUCCAUCCGUCAGCUCCCAGGCCCUCACCAAUCACAUCCACGAUGACCCUCGCCGCCAGGCAGAUCACUGGAAUCAUAUUAACUUCCGGCCUAACAUGGAAUCCUUUCCCACUAAUAACCACCCAUCUAUAUUGCCGUGGCACUCUCCUACACAGUCGCCAGGCUGCAGCGAGGCCAACCACAUCCCUUGCCAUCCCAACUCUUCGGUGGACCAAAGUAUGGCAGACGCUUGGGUCCGUCUUUACGCUAUCGGGUGCCGGUCUCCCGCGGUGCAUCAUACGGACGCCGAGUACUGGACCCAUCCAUUCGUACCUACUUCGUCGCCCUCUGAGCUCGCGGACGAUGGUGUGAGCGACUUGAGCGCUUCCACUGUAGCUUCCCUGUCUCUUCCCUCAUCUCCAUCGCUCUCCCUGGCUGAUCAGAUCUCCGAGGUUGGAUCGCAAGGUACCGACCCUGAGCUAUCCCCCCAAGCGGUUGAACCUUCGGACGCCCACCCAACGACGACACUGUUCUCCACUUCUCCUACGACGCAUAAAGCUCGGAACCAAAAGGCUCAGGCCUGGCGCGAAAGGAAUACCUCAAAGGGAAAAACGAAACCGCGGAAGCUACAUCCCUGUGACGAAUGUGACACUUUAUUGUCUCGUGCCUACGACGUGCUAAGACAUAAAAGCGUUCGGCAUGAUCCAAAGCCUGUAAAAUGCGCUGCUUGCGAUGGCAUCUUCAAGCGUCCUGAUGCGCUGAAGCGUCAUCUGAGAUCCCAUUGUGGAGGCGGCCGCAGGAGGGCAGUCAAAUCUGCGCCGGACAGAAUGUAGGUGCCUGUCGCGAACCAUCGUUCGUGUGCCUUCUGGGGGACGUUAAUUUUGUGCGCCCCCAAGUCUUAGUUUCAUAAUGAACUCUUUAAUGAUCCCAUCCAACCGCCUUUUACGGUCUCUUCAUGCGAUUUCCCCCCUAGAGCUGGCCUCUUCUUUUCUGUUGCUAUGUAUUUCAUUCCUCUCGAUGAUUCACACCCGGGUCCUGCAUAUGAUGUCCACCACAAUAUACGCAAUACUAAUAACGAUGACAAUGAUUAUGAUUUUCCUCAUA